GUUUGAAACCCUAAUCUUGAAAUUUUGAAUCGGACGAGAAUGGCGACACCAGCAUUGGAGCAGGUUCAAUGUUUCGGUCGCAAGAAGACGGCAGUUGCAGUGACAUACUGCAAGCGAGGUCGUGGUCUGAUCAAGAUCAACGGCUGUCCAAUCGAGCUAGUUGAACCGGAGAUCCUCCGGUUCAAGGCGUUCGAGCCGAUUCUCCUCCUCGGGAGGCACCGGUUCGCCGGCGUGGACAUGCGGAUCCGCGUGAAGGGAGGAGGACACACCUCGCAGAUCUACGCCAUCCGUCAGAGCAUAGCGAAGGCACUGGUUGCAUUCUACCAAAAGUACGUGGAUGAGCAGAGCAAGAAGGAGAUCAAGGAUAUCCUCGUCAGGUACGACCGCACACUCCUUGUGGCUGAUCCCAGGCGCUGUGAGCCCAAGAAGUUCGGUGGUCGUGGUGCUCGUGCUAGGUUUCAGAAGUCUUAUCGUUAAUUUCGUUUCUCUUGUCUCAGUUUUGGUUUCAUCUAUUUAGCUGCGCGCUCGUUUGUUAUUCAGAUUUUGAAUACAAUUUUAUAAAAUUGCUCAGUUAAUUAUCUUUUUGUUAAUUUAAACUAUUAUAUCUGGAUUUGAAUCA
Molecule: messenger RNA, 619 nt
Organism: Gastrolobium bilobum
Lineage: Eukaryota; Viridiplantae; Streptophyta; Magnoliopsida; Fabales; Fabaceae
Product: small ribosomal subunit protein uS9
Exons: 1
Coding region: 40-477 (145 amino acids)
Biological process (GO): translation; maturation of SSU-rRNA from tricistronic rRNA transcript (SSU-rRNA, 5.8S rRNA, LSU-rRNA)
Cellular component (GO): cytosolic small ribosomal subunit; ribosome
Molecular function (GO): structural constituent of ribosome; RNA binding
Source: RefSeq, a predicted model, not a curated record